AUGCUUGUUGGACUUUUGAUCCUAUCAGUAGUGCUCUGCCUCGGUGGAGGACCUUCACACGAUAGGCUUGGUUUCCGGUACUGGAAACACGGCGCAAUGAACGAGUAUCUGGCACAUGGUGACGCUGGUCGCUUCUGGGGGUUUCUCUACGCUUUGACAUUCUCAGUCUUUUCCUUCAACUUUGGACCAGAGUUGAUCGUCUUGACUAGUGGAGAAAUGAGAGCACCGAGAAAGAACUUGCCUCGCGCAGCCAAGACAUUUAUCUGGCGCCUGAUCGCCUUCUACAUCCUGGGGUCAUUUGCAAUUGGCAUUAUCUGCCGUAGUGAUGCUCCAGGCCUCACAAGCGGAGGACAUGGUGCUGCAGCUUCCCCUUGGGUCAUUGCGAUCAAAACCGCCGGUGUCGACAGCCUUGAUAGCGUCAUCAAUGCCGGCAUUAUCAUAUCAGCAUGGUCCUCGGGCAAUUCUUAUCUUUAUAUGUCAAGCCGGUCUCUAUACUCUCUGUCAAAGUCAGGAAGCGCACCAAAGAUCUUCCAGCGAUGCACCAGUUGGGGACUCCCUAUCUAUGCGGUAAUGGCAAGCUCCAUCUUUGGGCUUCUUGCCUAUCUGAACGUUUCCUCUUCAACAUCCGAGGUGUUCAACUGGUUCAUCAACCUUACAAACACGGCUGGUUUUACGUCUUGGAUCUGCUGCAGUAUCAUUUUGUUGAGGUUCCGAAAGGCAUGCAAGGCCCAAGGCGUAACAGACUUGCCGUUCCAGUCAAGACUCCAGCCGUACGCAGCAUACAGUUGUCUGGUAUUCUUGUCCAUAUUGAUGCUGCUGAAUGGAUUCUCAGUCUUCUUCCCUGGACAAUGGUCUGCCGCUUCAUUCUUGACAGCCUACAUCGGUAUUCCGAUCUUCCUGACGCUCUAUUUCGGUCAUAGACUCUGGCACAAGCAGGACUCAUGGGUAAAAGCACCUUCGGAUGUCGACUUGCACUCUGGCUUGGAUGAAAUCCUUGUGUUUGAGGACAUGGACGGCGUAGAAAUGGGAGAUGAUAAAGGAGAUUUUCUUCACCGAGUGUGGAACAAGAUUCGUAGUUGA
Molecule: messenger RNA, 1080 nt
Organism: Fusarium odoratissimum NRRL 54006
Lineage: Eukaryota; Fungi; Ascomycota; Sordariomycetes; Hypocreales; Nectriaceae
Product: AAT family amino acid transporter
Exons: 1
Coding region: 1-1080 (359 amino acids)
Biological process (GO): amino acid transmembrane transport
Cellular component (GO): membrane
Molecular function (GO): amino acid transmembrane transporter activity
Source: RefSeq, a predicted model, not a curated record